Harpegnathos saltator (Jerdon's jumping ant) is the source of this 2113-nucleotide messenger RNA. RefSeq lists its product as uncharacterized. NCBI's taxonomy places the organism in Eukaryota, Metazoa, Arthropoda, Insecta, Hymenoptera, Formicidae. Bases 461 to 1030 code for a protein of 189 amino acids. The transcript is spliced from 3 exons. The record is from RefSeq and is a predicted model, not a curated record.
AACGUACAGGACCAGAUGGCCCGUUUUGUAGCUGAUGCACGCGAUGCAAACGAUAACGCAUGAUUUGAUUCCUAUUCGAAUUAUUCGGAUUCGAAUCAUAGGGAUUCGGAUCCGAAUAGUUCGCACAUCUCCAGAGAGAAGCUGUGGUGACGUUCGUCAGGCGCUCGCCGACGCUCUCCGGGUUCCUCCAAAGCGUCCGUAAAAUCGGCACCGAAAGAGCUGCGCAAGAGGUCGGCGCGCAGCGCAAGAGGCCGAUUCCCUUUCGAGCUCGAACCGCUCGGUGUUCGUUGUAACGAAUCAUACGGUUGCUCGUGCGGGCUUGAACAGCACGUAUGUUUCGUGCAGUCCGGUUCGACGGUUCAAGCAGAGGCAGAGGCAGAGGGUAAAAGGCCGGCCGCGAGGAAAAGGACCGUCAGUGUCGAUGAGGAGGACGUUCGGGUGGUGGUAAACCGGUCCGAGCAUGAAGACGAUUGGCCGGAUCCUCGCGUGCGUGUUAUUGGCAGUUGUCCUGGCGAGAAAUGUGCUUGCACGGAGUGCCGGGAAUAUCGAAUUUUCGAAGGGACGCGGCAACGAGAUCCGAGCGCGAGACAGCGUCACGAGGCACCGGCUGACCUCGCGACCGAGUCCAGACGUCGGCGAUUCUCGUCGGGGCAUCCUGGAUGACACGUCCGAAACGGAGGACGACAAAAGUGGUCGAGGGCUCGUGGGAUCUCGCACGUUCGGAAUGAAGAGGUUGCAGUUCAUGCUGAUGCCUAUGAUGUACAAAAUGGGAGUAAUGAUGACGAUGUUGAUGGUGCUGACGGCGAUCUCAGUGAAGGGACUUUUCAUCGGUAUCAUACUAUUGGUGCUGAAGCUCAGCACGUUUCUAGCGAAACUUCACUCCUGGCAUCAUCACGCAGCACCGCAAGCAUGGUCACCGCCGCAACCGAUUCACGUGCACGUACACAACAGUUUUCCGUACGCUCACUCACAGGGCUGGGAAAUGAGCGGGCCAGGAAUGGAGGAGCAGCACUAUUACUACAAGGGAUAAAUCAUUUCGUCGGAAAAUCGAUUCGUCAGGCAAUUUCGCCUUUCCGUCAUUUCGUGCCGUUCGACUUAUUCCGCUGACGCUAAAAACGUUGACGAUGCCCCUCCAGUUGUAGGUUUUAGGCAAUUUUAGAUAGCGAAGGCAUCAUCAACGUUCCCCGUCCGCCGUCGUAAUUUAUGAUUGCAGUCAUAUACAUAUACCCAUUCCGCGUAAAUCCGCGGAAUCGAAAUAUUCUCCGCGGAUGUUGAUGCUCGCGCGAGCAUCAACCGCGAAAAUAUUCUUCCGACAACCACGAGGCUUCGCGCGUGUCUCACACUUAGAUUACCAUUUUACACUUAAGCUCUACUUCUACGAGUAUACCAAAGGGAUUUCUGUAACUUACAAUUAGAGCGCGAAAGUUCACGAAAGUUCGACGUGCAAGCUUAGCAAUGAGCGCGAUGAGGCGACCAAGGCGCGCCUAGAUUCCGCGCGAAGACAAUUAGACGCACAUUAGUCGUUGCUCAAAUAAUAAUUAAACAAAUCUUUCUACUCUGUUAUUCACGCCGUCUCACGACAGCUGGCUCGCUUUAGUCUACAUCGUCCUGUCGUGUCGUCCUUGCGCCAGUAUUUCUUCCUGCACUUUACGAACCGCGUUAUAUUUUGCGAUCAGUCGUAAUUACAAACCGCCAGAUCGCGACAGAGAGCAAGCGCGGCUCUCCUUCCUGCAAAAGUACACCAGUGAUGUUUCUGCAGCACGCGAUGAAUUUGUAUUAAUUAUUUGUAUAUCGCUAAUUAAUCUCAUAGUUUAAUUUGUCUUGAUUUAUCACACGAUGAGCCUUCAAGAUACGUACGUAAAUGAAACAGACCGUUCGCUUGUACGAACGGAAAAGACAUUGUUAACAUUCUGACAGAUGAAAUGUAUAAAUAUCGACGAAAGUGUUCGUCUCGACUGCGAAAAAUGUGCGCCGUGCAGGGUCGAACAAAUCCGUACCGUAAAAUGAGAAACUUGUACUUGUUAACGGAAAAAGAAAUACUUGUAUUUAGCAAUUGUCGCAUACCUCAUGUAAUUAGUAAGUAGUAUUAGAUAUAUUUAUAUUGUGUUGUCGA